Molecule: messenger RNA, 1775 nt
Organism: Austrofundulus limnaeus
Lineage: Eukaryota; Metazoa; Chordata; Actinopteri; Cyprinodontiformes; Rivulidae
Product: zinc finger protein ubi-d4
Biological process (GO): nervous system development
Cellular component (GO): nBAF complex
Source: RefSeq, a predicted model, not a curated record
AACAACUGCCACCGUGUGUGCGCAUGCGCAGUGGGCACUUCACACAACCGCAGUCAGCAAACAUGGCAGCGGCUGUCGACAGUGUUGUGAAAGUGCUUGGAGAGCAGUAUUAUAGAGAUGCCCUGGAGCAGUGUCACAGCUACAACGCUCGCCUCUGUGCCGAGCGCAGCAUCCUCAUGCCCUUCCUGGACUCUCAGACCGGUGUCGCUCAGUCCAACUGCUACAUCUGGAUGGAGAAGAGGCACCGAAGUGCAGGCGUAGCUCCUGGGCAGCUGUACACUUACCCGGCUCGUCGUUGGAGGAAGAAACGGCGCUCCCACCCUCCCGAAGACCCUCGCUUGGCCUUCCCAACUCUAAAAGCAGCUGAUUUGGAGCUGGGUCUGAAGCGUGAGGCUUUGGGAGCAGUGGAUGGAAGCAGCUUGGAGGCGCUGCUGAAAGGGGAGUCCGUUGAAAGGAGGAGCGGGGCGUCGGACCCUCGCGGCCCAGAGGACGAUCCAGCCACCGUGGAGCCUCCUGCUACUUCAGCCGUCACUCACACGUCCUCGGGGCGCAUCCGCAAGAGAGUUCUCGACCACGACGACUACUUGGAUGAUCUAGACGACGAAGACUUUGAAGACGAGACGCCCAAGAGAAGAGGCAAGAACAAGUCGAAGGGCCGGAGUGAGAAGAACGGCAAGAAGAAAUCCGAGGCUGCGGCGGCGGCGCUGGAGGAGAGGGACAAGCCUUACGCCUGCGACAUCUGUGGGAAGCGCUACAAGAACCGUCCCGGCCUGAGCUACCACUAUACACACUCUCACCUGGCAGAGGAGGAGGGCGAGGACCACGAGGAGAUCGAGGCACCACCCACUCCUCGCCAGCCUGAGGAGCAGAAGACAAAUAAGAAAGGUCCCAAUGGAUUGGCGCUGCCCAACGACUACUGCGACUUCUGCCUGGGAGACUCCACCUUAAACCAAAAGACUGGCCAAUCAGAGGAGCUGGUGUCCUGCUCAGACUGUGGACGAUCAGGACCAGCUGCUGUUCUGUGACGACUGUGACCGAGGAUACCACAUGUACUGUCUAACUCCACCCAUGACCGAACCACCAGAGGGGAGCUGGAGCUGCCACCUGUGUCUGGCUCUGCUGAAGGACAAAGCCUCCAUAUACCAGCAGAACCAGAGCUCUGCCUCCGAGUGACAUCAGAGCACCAACCCCACAUCCCCCACAAACUCCCAGAUCAAAUAGUCAGACCUCCUCUCAGUCCGGACCACCUAAGAUCCCAGAUCAGCUUUAUAAGCCUUUCUCCUCUACACAUCGUAUUGUACUAAGAUCAUGCAGUAACCACAGCAACUGCCUUCUCAAUGGUAGCUCCCAGGAGAGAGAGAGGAAAACAAAGAUUAGCAUCAGAGCUGAUAAUCUGCAGCCCUUCACACAGCGUCGACUGUUGAGAAAGUCUCCCCAAAUGAUCUAUUUUUACUCCGAAAAUGACACAGAGACGAUGUUCGGUCCGAGGAUGUUCUUAUCGUGUCUGACUGUUGCUUUUCUAGUGGCUUUUUGUCCGUGUGUACCGUUGUCCCAUCGUAGGAGCAUUUACUGUGCGUUUUUUAAGAGGUUUUCCACAACCAAACAGCCACAGAUCACAGCAACUCGUCUCGACGAAGUAGCAGGACAAAGGCGGUAAAAUAAGUUAGUAUAAAAACUUGAUGGCGAAUGACUCUUUUUAUGGUUCAGUGUAUUAAAAUACAGAUCAGCUGUUUCAGACACUACACGAGAGAGACUGUAGAGUUCAUCAAACUAAA